AAUAAAAAAAAUAAAAGUUAAAUAAUAAAAAAUUAAACGAAACUAAAAAGACUAAGAUGAUAAAUAAUAUAGCUUUACAAUAGCUAGAUUAGAAAAAUCAUUAUUAAAAUGUACUUGUAAAUGGAACAGCAAGUGAAUUAGCCUUAAAUGUUUAAUCAUAUGAUUAAAAAAAUUAAUUAUCUCCCUAAUUCAAUCCUUAAUAAUAUAAUCAAGAUCAAAAUCUAAUUCUAAAUCAAAAUCUAAUAAAUUCAAUAAAUCUAACGAAUUCAAUAAAUCUAACAAAUCAAAUAAAUCCAACAAAACCAAUAGAAGAACCAAUACCUAUUAAUAAAGUGUCAAAAACAAAAAAGAAUAAUAUUAGUUACUGCAUUUUUGGCAGUUUUAAUAAUAUUAGGAACUUUAUUGGGACUAAUAUUAUCUAGAGAUGAUAACGAAGCAGACUUGUAAAUUAAAACCCCUCCUUAAUACGUUAACUAUGAAAGAAUAAUUAAUUCUGGAUAAACUAGUAACAUAGUAAAGUUAAGACAUGUUCCAAAAGCAGAAAUUACAUAUGAAUAUAAAUUAAUAAAUACUCAAACAACCUAAUUAAACGAUAAACCUAUAGAAACUAAAUCUACCAUAAUUCAUAUAGUUUCUUUAGUCUGUAAUGAUGUAACUGAAGAUUCUUUCGAUAUGUACCUUUAUUUCCUGAAAAAACUCAAAUUUUUGAUAAUGAUAAACUUACAGGAUCUUUCACUGGUUUCCCUGAAAUGGUUCAAGAUUUAGAAGUUAAGAAACUUCUCAGAAAUUUAUAAUAAAGUGAAUAAAAAUAAAAUAGCGAUUAAAAUUAAAAUGAAAAUACUUAAUAAUUAAUAAAUGAAUAUAGUACUUUAAACGAAUAAGAAAUCAAAUUAUUAUAAAAAAGUGGAGUUUCAGCUGAAUAAUUCCAUUAAAGUCGUUUCCCGAUAAUAAGAUUCAGUUUAUUAAAAGACGGUAGAAUUGAAAAUUUAGAAAUCCCAAUAAAUUUAAGAAUCGAUUAAUAUUAAGUAUACAUUAAUAUUCUCGAAUAGUUAAUUCCAAGAGUAUCAGCUGAUAUAUACAAUAUAAUAUAAAAAACUGAAAACGGAAAAACUCGUAUAUUAAAAAAAAGAACCCGUACAUUAAAAUAAAGAACUCUUAAUGGAGAUAACGUAAAUCCGGAACACGAAGCCCAAUUAUUAGGAUAAAAAUAAGCUGUAUUGAAGAAUUUUUACACUAAAGAAAAACAUUUCGAUAAUAAUUCUGAAGAAAUAGUUAAUUAUAUUUAAAAUUAAUUCAUAGAAUUAGGAGGAGUUAUUUAAACUUAAGUAGACUCUUUAUAUCAUUUAUAAGAUAAUUAAAAAGAUGAAUAAUAAAUAUUUAAAAAAAUUUAAAUUGCUUCAGCUUGUACUGUUUCUUUUGUAUCAUAAAAAACUGAUGUAGGUGAAUAUUUCCUUGAAUUAUUGAAAAAAUAUUAAUCUUAAAUAAGUGUUUUUAAAUUUACAUGGAAUUAAGCUCUUAAAUAAUACUAGAAUUUUUUUAAAAGGGAAAAUUUAGUAGUAUAAAGAAAUCAAAUAAGAUCACUCUAACAAGAUAAACAAGAAAGUAAUUUUGGGAAAACAAAACUCGGACAAAAUAUAGAUGCAAACAUAUUUUAGAAAAAUAUAGCAUCAAUAGCAUUUGGAGCUAACCUAUUUUCUUAAUGUUUCCAAUCUAAAACUUUUGGACAAGAAGAUUUUUGCAAUAUAGGCAUAAAAUAAACAUUUAAUAGUGAUUCAAUAGUAAUAGCAUAAAAAUAAGUAAAAUUUAACGCUACUAAAAUAUUCAAAAUUUAAUAAUUUAUAAUAUCUUAAUUAGACAAAAAAAUAGAAUCUAUAAGUAAUAUUUUGAAUAAUAAAUUUUAAAACUUAAGAAUAGCAAUAUAAGGAAUUCUUGAUAAAACAGAAAAGUUUAUUGAUUUAAAAAAAAAUCCAAUUUUAAUUUAAAUUUCUGAUACUAUUUCUAAAGAAGGACUUCAAAUAGCUAAUUAAAUUUAAGAUUUCGAAAAAGAAGUUACUUAAUUCAUUAAAAGCUUAAGUUCUUUAAUUGAAAGUCCUUUGAAAAAUAUCUAAGAAAAAACCUAAUAAUUUUUAAGUUCUAAAUAAAUUAAUUUUGAUGCCUAUGUAAAUCAAAUUAAUCAAUUCGCCUAAGAAAAAUACAAAAAACUUCUCAAAUUCGUUGAUGAUUAAAUAACUAAAGGACUUAAUCCUUAACUUAUAUUAAAAAUUAGAACUUUUUUAACAACUUACGAUAUUAUUCUUAAAGAUUUAGUUGAAAACUAAGUUAGAAAAUACCUCUCCUAACUUCAAACAUUUUUUAUUGAAAAAUAAAAAGAAUUUUCAGAUAUAAAAAGUCUUAUUAACGACUCAACUUAAUAAUUAGAUGAUAUCUCCAAAAUUAAAAUUAAUUAAUAAGUUAAAGAUUUCCUUAUUUCCGGAAUAGCUGAUAAUAUCCAAAAAACUUUAUACGAUCUUAUUGAAAAAAUCACAAAUAAUUAACAAAUUUAAAAUCUUCUCACUUCAAAUAUCCUUAAAUAAUUACAAGUAUUCAAAACUUAAAUAUUAGAAAAAUUAGAUUUAAUUUCUAAAAUCGAAUUCACUAAUGACGAAAACCAAAAUUAAAAUGAAGCCAUUUAAAUUACGAAAGAAAUGAAUAACAUUUAAGGUAAUAUCUAAAAUGACCUUCUUUCAGGAAUUAAAGAAUUCCAAUAAGAAAUCGAUAAUUUAAUUUCUAAUCUAAAAUCUUAAAUUGGAAAUGAUAUUAAAUAAAAAAUUAUUGAUUAUUCCAAAACUCUAAUUAAUUUUUCUGAUAAGCUUACUGGAACUUCGAUUUAAAAAAGUACGGAAACCCUUUAAAAAGUCGAAUUAAUUGGACAAAAUGUUUUAGAUAAUUUAUCUGUAUAGAAUAAAGAAAUUCUUUAAGCUUCUAAUAUUAUCCUUGAUGAUUUAAAAGCUGUUUAUAAUGAAAUGAAAUCAAUUUUAUCUAACCCUGCUCUACCUGGGAAUGGAUAUGUUUUAUAAAAUAGCGUAUAUUCCAAUAUUAAUAAUAUCUUUAAUUAAAUAAAUACUGUUUUUAAUCAAAACUAAGGUGGAUUCAAUGGUUUUAUAGGAAUUAGUGACUAAAUAUUAAGAAUUAAAGCUCUUCCGAAUAAAUUCUAAUAUAUAUUAAAUGAUUUGAAAUAAUUUACUUAAAAACCUUUUGAUUAAUACUCUGUUCUUAAAUCUUCUUUUCUUAAUAUUAAUAAAGAAGGAUAAGCAUUAUAAAAUACAAUUCUUUCUUAAGUAACUGCUGCUAAAUCAACAUUCGCUUCAAAAUAGGCAGAAAAAGAUAAUUCUUUAAAUUAAUUAAUGUAAGCAUAUUAAUAAAUCAGUUUACAGGGUGAUGAUUUGGCAAAAAACAUUGAUAAAUUAGACGAAUUCUUAAAAUAAUAAAAAACUGAUGUCUAGAAAAUGUUUCAAGACAAAAUUUUAGAAAUAAAAAAUACAUUAGAUUUCAAUGACCAAGUAAAAACACCAGAAUUUAAAGUUCCAAUCUAAUUCACUUAAUAUUAUAAUACCCCAAUGGGAAUCAGAAUUAAAUUAUUAUUAGAAGCUACUUCAAUUACUAAGAUGAGCUUUGACAUAUAAUUCCGAUAGGCUAUAUUGAACUUAAAAGCUACAAUAGACACCAAAGUAAUCUUAAACAGUUAAAUAGUCGGAGAUGUCUAUGUAGCCCAAGUCGGAGGAUAUGCUUAAGGGACAAUUUUAGAUGCUAAACUAGAAACUUCUAUUGAAUUAAAUGCAUUAGAAAAAUUCAAAGGAAAAAUUACAUUAGAUGGAUCCAUAAAUCCUUUGUCUUUGAAAUUAGGUAUUUAUUAUACAAGUGUUUUUACUAAAGAAAGUGAUAAAUGUAUUUACUCAAGUCAAUUAGCUCCAUAAUAAAAUGAUAAAAAAAAUCCUGCCUCAAGUAUUAUGUGGAUUAAAAAUGGAGUUUAAGUAAUUGAUAAUGUUACUUAAACAGCUUUUGAUUUUUCCUUAUAAAAAUUUAAAAAUGCAGUAAUAUCCGCAUAAUAGACUGCUAAAUCUACUGCUAAAAAAGCAGCUUAAAUUAAUAAAGAUGCUGCUAUUAAGUCCGCUAAUGCCACUAAUAAAGCUUCUUAAGAUAUUGCUCAAGCUGCUAGAGAAGCAGCGAAAAAAGCUAUAAAGUCUGCUUAAGAUGCCGCUUCUAAAGUUGCUUAAGCUAAGGCUAAAGUUGAUUAAGCAAAUAAAGAUUAAUCUUUUUUAUCGGUUAGUGGUAUUAGUUUAUAAGAUACUUAGGAAUCUCUGAAAUGCUUAAAAGGUUAUGUUAUCAAUUCUUAAACAACUAAUAUUAUUGAACCUUUUGAAUUUAAAAGUUUAUAAUAAGAUAAGAAAAGGUUAUUCGAAAGCGAAAUUAAAGGUUUAGACGAACUAAAUUGAAAAAUUAAUUAUUAUUAUCAUGUAUAUUUAUAUAUCUUUACUUUAUAUAUGGAAUUUUAUUUUAAAGCAUAAAUAUUUUUUUAUAAUUUUUAU
This is a messenger RNA of Ichthyophthirius multifiliis, 4565 nucleotides long. RefSeq lists its product as hypothetical. Lineage: Eukaryota; Ciliophora; Oligohymenophorea; Hymenostomatida. The record is from RefSeq and is a predicted model, not a curated record. The transcript is spliced from 6 exons.